AUGGACCCAGCAGACACGGACAGCCUCCGCCAUGCAAUUGCCAAUCAAGGUGCCCUCGUGGGUCAGCGUGACCAGACUCUUCGCGACAUUAUGGAAACAUUAAGGAACCUCUCAGUUGAUGUAGCCCGGAUUGGAGCUCAUGUCUUCACACAACUCUCUCCUUCAACUCUGGCAGACCAGCCUAGCCCUGUUGCUCCUGUGCCUCAGGUAACUCAACUCACUCAUCUUCCCAGAGAGUCACAUGUCCCAGCACCAGAGCGCUAUGCAGGAGACCUAGAAAGCAUCAGCCCAUCUGCUUUGGUGGGAUACAGAAGCUUUGUUGUUGACGGUGACUUUGAGUUCUGGGAUACAAAAGCAAACUCGACUUCACCACCUGAUGUGGUUAAAACAACACGUGGGGCAACACUUGGUAGUUCUACAAAGGGUGAGACUCCCAUGCCUCCCCUGAACAUAAAUUCCUACAAGAGGCUUCCAAUAUGGGAUUUUGAAGAUGUUUAUAACCAGGAUGCCCCACCCAGACCGCAAACUUGUUCCCAGUCUCUGCGAAACUCAGAGGAUGAAGGCUUCAAGGCGGCUUUCCUCAACAUGAGCGAGUGGAACAGGCUGUCACAUUUUAACAACCCUUUUGGUUUCAUGGGUUACAAGUACAAAGACGUAAUGGAGGCAGUGAAGUUGAUCCCAAAGCCAAAUGAGCCACUAUUACCUCCCAAGCCAGGGAGCAAUGGGUGUGUGAGCUGUGCUGUGGUGGGCACAGCAGGGAUCCUCAAUGGCUCUAAGAUGGGGAAAGAGAUCAAUGAUCACGAUUAUGUUAUCCGGAUGAAUGGUGCGGUCAUUAAAGGUCAUGAGGAGGAUGUAGGAAAGAGAACUGAUAUAUAUGUCCACACAGCCCACUCCAUCACUGCAUCAAAGUAUUUGUUCAGGAAGUACGGCCACGCAGGUGCCCCUUCUGAUGAGGGAAUAAAAUACGUGAUGAUUCCUGAGGGAUUGAGGGAUUAUUAUUGGGUCACAGGUCUUCUCAAAAGACAGAGGGUUGCGUCCGGCUUAUUUCGCAACCAUCGGCCAUGGGCGUUCUACAGCGAUCCGUUUGAGGAGAGUCGCUUUUAUGUUCUGCACACGGAUUUCCUCAGAUACAUACGAAACAGGUUCUUAAAGUCUAACAAUGUGAACGCUAAAUUCUGGCCGAUUGUCAGACAGACCAACGGGGCAUUUACUCGCUUCUUGGCUCUGCACACAUGUGACAGUGUGAGCACGUACGGAUUAAUUACAGAGGACUUCAAGAAAUACAACAACAACUACUACUUUGAGAACAAUGUUAAAACACAUAUCAUUUUCUUCAUCAACCGUGACUAUAUAUUGGAGAAGAAUGCAUGGAAAAAACUUCAUGACACCAAAAUAAUGAGGCAUCCCCAGUGACA
Molecule: messenger RNA, 1415 nt
Organism: Labrus mixtus (cuckoo wrasse)
Lineage: Eukaryota; Metazoa; Chordata; Actinopteri; Labriformes; Labridae
Product: alpha-N-acetylgalactosaminide alpha-2,6-sialyltransferase 1-like
Exons: 2
Coding region: 1-1413 (470 amino acids)
Molecular function (GO): sialyltransferase activity
Source: RefSeq, a predicted model, not a curated record